Messenger RNA from Lactuca virosa, 375 nucleotides. The record is from the annotation of a GenBank genome assembly. Lineage: Eukaryota; Viridiplantae; Streptophyta; Magnoliopsida; Asterales; Asteraceae.
AUGGUGGUCAGAGUUGGCAGGAAAAACAAAGUGGCGGCUGCCACCACAAGCCACGGUGACAACAGUGGCUACAACGUUGGUUUCUCCGACGAUCUCUACUUCGUCCAUGUCUUCGCCGGUGUCGGAAUCACCGGUGGGUCAAGCAGCAGUGGGGAGAUGGCGGAACAGAAGAGCACGAUGAGGGUGGCGGUUUCACCGGAAAUAGCGACAGCGAUGCCCCAGGGUGAGUUUAUUCCGAUCUCUCGCUGCCACGACGUCAAAUGGAGGUCUCCGUCUUCAAUGGGGUGGCACAGCGGCGGCUCGGUGGUAGGAGAAGCAAGAGGGUGGCGGUCGACCAUAGAGGGAAGGAAAGGUGGCGACUGCUCAAAUAUUUAG